AUGCCCGCCCCGACAGCAGAAAUGGGGCCCUCUGACGAUUCUUUCGAAGAGGAUCCCGUCAUCGCAUCCUAUGACGUCUUCUUCAACCCCUCCCUCCCCCAGGGCCGCAAGCUCUGGGUCCUCCAGCAACCCAACCGCACCGACCCCCGCCAGGCCACGCCUACCGAGAUGCGCCUCAAGGCUCGCGCCGGAAUGGUCGAAGUUGAUGUACCACUCGAUUACACUCAGUCUUACGACAAGGAAAAGGGCAUGAAGUGGGGCCGUCAGCUCAAGGCCAGUCUCGAGUCCAAGAACGGCGGUACUCACGGCUUGUCGGGUGGCUUCGGCGUCGGCGCACCGCCGCCCCGGCCCAAGAAGCGCGGCGAGAUCGACCUCGAGGACGAAAUGUACCUCGAGUGGCCCGAAGCCGUGCGCCAGGACAAGGUCCUCCGUACGCAGACCCUAGGCGGCCAAUGUCCCGAUCACAAGGAAGUGCAAUACAUGAUUGGCGUCUUCCAAGGCAAGGACCUUCACCUUACCCCGGUCACCAACCUCGUCCACCUCCGUCCCCAGCUCCACCACGUUGACGCAGUAGCCCAACAAGACCGCAACGCCUCUGCCGCAGCUGCCGCAAAGGAUAACGCCGCUGCCGCUGCCGGCGCAGGAGCAGGUGCCUCGGGAGCUGGAGGCCAGGGUGCCGCAGCGCGAGCGAUCCACAUGACCAUUAAGACGACGCCCGACGGCGCGACGGCGAAGAGCGAGACCAUGGCGGACCGUUUGCGUGCGGUCCAGAUCGAGCCGUGGCGCAAGCUCAAGUACACGGACGAGAACGACGAGGCUGCUUGGGAUAUCUACCAGGAGUCUCUCAUCCUCCGUGCGCCUGGCGACAACAGGCCGCCACCACCUACUGAUGAGGAGGAUGAGGAAAAGAAGAAGGCUGCAAUUGAGGCGGGCGAGGCCGAGACGAAACCAGCGAUUGAUUUGGCGGAAGCGGUUUCGAGACUAGAGACGAAAUGGGGUGACGAUGAGCUGCUGGAGGCCGUCAGUGGUAUCAAGAAGCCGAAGCCUUUGACGAAGGCAGAGCAGGAGGCCGAGGCGGCUGCGGCAGCCUUCGCCGAAGAAGAAGCAAGGAAGAUGAAAGCCAAGGCUCGUGGUGUGGUAGGACCGAGAAGAGGCGGCAAGGCCAGGGCGGCACCUGCUCAGGCAUCUUCUGGCAUGGACCUAACAUGA
Molecule: messenger RNA, 1209 nt
Organism: Colletotrichum truncatum
Lineage: Eukaryota; Fungi; Ascomycota; Sordariomycetes; Glomerellales; Glomerellaceae
Product: DNA-directed RNA polymerase III complex subunit rpc37-like protein
Biological process (GO): tRNA transcription by RNA polymerase III
Cellular component (GO): nucleus; RNA polymerase III complex
Source: RefSeq, a predicted model, not a curated record